Messenger RNA from Acanthosepion pharaonis, 1842 nucleotides. The record is from the annotation of a GenBank genome assembly. Lineage: Eukaryota; Metazoa; Mollusca; Cephalopoda; Sepiida; Sepiidae.
AUGAUUUUAUUUGUAACCUUUAAUUUCUUCUUUUUCAUUUUCCCUCUUCCUACCUCUCUUUACUCCUACUUCCUCCUUCUCUACUUUUACUGCUGCUACCUGUUUACACUCACUUUCUCUUCUUUUCCUCUUCCUAUCCUUCUUUACUCCAACUUUCCCCCUUUCACUUCAUUUUCUAUUUUUACUACUGCCUCCUAUGUUUUCUAUCAUUUUCUCUUCUUUUUCUCUCCCUACUACUCUUUACUCCUGUUUUUCCCUUUUCUACUUUUACUGCUGUCACCUAUUUUCUAUCACUUUCUCUUCUUUUUCUCUUCCUACCCCUUUUUACUCCUACUUUUCCUCUUCCUACCCAUCUUACUAUUCCUCUUUUACUUUUACUACUACCCCCUCAUGUUUUCUAUUGUUUUCUCUUCUUUUCCUCUUCCUACCCCUCUUUACUCCUUCUCCCCCUCUUCACUCAAUAUUCUACUAAGACUUGUGUACAUCAUGCUUCAAAUCAGCUUCAUUAUUUUCUUCAUCAUUGACAUUUGCAAUUCUAUCUUCAUUCACUUUACUGUUAUCUCCUCCCUCUGUGCUCUUCUCUCUCUGUUCCUCCUCCUCCCACCGUCGUCUUCUUUCUCAGUUGCUCCUCCUUCCACUGCCUUCUUUUCUCCUUCAGAUCCUUCUCCUCCCCCACUGUUUUCUUCUCUCUCUCAGAUUCUCCUCCUCCUCCCACCAUUCUCUCUCUCAGAUUCUCCUCCUACCAUUCUCUCUCUCUCAUAUCCUCCUCCCACCAUUCUCUCUCAGAUCCUGCUCCUCCCACUGUUUUCUUCUCUCUUUCUCUCAGACCAUCCUCCUCUUCCCACUGUUUUCUUCUCUCUCUCGCUCAGAUCCUCCUCCCACCAUCUUCUUCUCUCUUUCAGAUCCUCCUUCUCCUCUCACCAUCUUCUUCUCUCUCUCUCUCCAAUCCUCCUCUUCCCACCAUCAUCUUCUUUCUCUCAGUUUCUCCUCCUCCCACUGUCUUCUUCUCGCUCUGAGAACCUCCACCUCCUCCCACCGUUUUCUUCUCUCUCUCUCAGAUCCUCCUCCUCCCACCCUCUUCUUCUCUCUCUUCCUCAGAUCCUCCUCCUACUACUGUCUUCUCUCUCUUUCAGAUCCUCUUCCUCCCCCUGUCUUCUUCUCUCUCAGUUACUCCUCUUAUCUCUAUCAGCUCUUCUUCCCUUUCCGUCUUCUUCUCUCUAUCAGUUCCUCCUACUCCCCCAUCUAUCAAUUCUUCCUCCCCAGUUAAACCUACUCCUUCACCUCUUUCUCUGUCAGCUUCUCAUCACCUUCUUUUCUAUCAACCCCUCCUCUGCCCUCUUCUAUAUCAGCCCCUCCUCUGCCCUCUUCUAUAUCAGCCCCUCCUCUUCCAUUAACCCAUUUCUAUUCUCAUCUCUAUUAGUCUCUCCUCCUCUUUCUUCUUCUCUCCUCCCCUCUAUCCACCUUUAUCAGCCCCUCCUUUCCCUCUAUCCUCUUUCUCCACCCUCUCUUCUGCUAGAUGUUCCUCCUCCUCUAGCCUCUAUGCCAUUAUUCUUCCUCCUCCCUCAUCUUCACCCCUUCAUCAUUCAUAUCCUUCUCCAUACUUUUCUGUCAUUUUUUUCUUUCUCUUUCACUAUCUUCUUCCUCUUUCCCUUUGAUUACACUCAUAUAAUUUGCCUUCUUUCUUCCAUCAGACACUCAUAUAAUUUGCUUUCUCCCUUCCUCCAUCAGGCACAUAUGAUUUGCCUUCUCCCUUCCUCCAUCAGACACUCAUGUGAUUUGCCUUCUCCCUCCCUCCAUCAGACAUAUGAUUUGCCUUCUUUCUUCCAUCAGACACUCAUAUGA